Molecule: messenger RNA, 867 nt
Organism: Penicillium verhagenii
Lineage: Eukaryota; Fungi; Ascomycota; Eurotiomycetes; Eurotiales; Aspergillaceae
Product: unc-50 family protein
Exons: 3
Coding region: 1-867 (288 amino acids)
Cellular component (GO): Golgi membrane
Source: RefSeq, a predicted model, not a curated record
AUGAACCCGCACAUCUCCGUUCCCCGCCAACAUGCUGGUCCAGCCACGUUUGGCUCUACGCCCCGCCGGGGCUCAAGCGUGCGCAUGCCACGCUUCUUCAAGAGAAACGUGAGUCCUGUCAUCUGUCAUCGCUCAAGCUCCAAAUACAAAAUACACACCUAUAUCACCUCAUCUACUCAAUCCUCACCUUCGGUAUUGAGUACUGACUCUUCAAUAGAAACCAAAAACACCUGGCAUCGACCGGAUCCAUCUUUCACCUACCUCCUCUCCUUCUUCCUCCUUCUCACGGCCUUUGCAUGGGGUCUGGCCUACACCCACUCCUUCGGUGCUAUCGUGAAACUCUCCAUCCUCUUUGUCUUCUUCCACUUCAUCGGAUCAUCUCUCUUGGUCUCGACAAUUGGCUAUUUCGUCAUUGGCCGAUUGUUCGGGCCUAAUGGGGCAGCCGCAUCCCUCGCCGGCCUUCGUGGCUCGCGUAGCCGCCGACGAGGUGCCGCGCAAGGUCUCUUUGUACAGCCCGGGGAGAAGGACCAAUUGGAGUUUGGAUACUGCUUUGAUGUCUCGAAUCGUGCCUUCUUUCCCUUGUACCUCCACCUCUAUGUGGUGCAAUUCCUGCUCCUCCCACUGCUCACUCGCAGCCCGAGCAACUUUCUAGCCACCUUCUUGGGAAACACCCUCUACCUCUCCGCUCUCAUCUACUAUACUUAUAUCACCUUCCUGGGCUACAAUGCUCUACCCUUCUUGCAUAACACAGAGCUCCUUCUCAUUCCCAUCCUGGUCUUCGCUAUCCUAUGGCUGGUAAGUCUGAUUGCUGGUUGGGGCGUUGUUAUGCAAGGCCGCAGUGUUGUGGGGUUAUUCUGGGGUGUGUAA